Messenger RNA from Diatraea saccharalis (sugarcane borer), 1526 nucleotides. The record is from the annotation of a GenBank genome assembly. NCBI's taxonomy places the organism in Eukaryota, Metazoa, Arthropoda, Insecta, Lepidoptera, Crambidae.
AUUCAUACAAUUGCUCACGCGGCGCCAUGUUCGCUUACCUCGUAUCACUUGUGAUUAUAAUAGGUGCUGAUGGUUUCUGCGGCGAAAAUAUCAAGUGGUCCCAUCAUUUAAACAUAGAGGAUGUCUAUGGGGUGUGGUAUGGUGUUGGUUACGCUCAACAUACUCCUGACAUGACAGACAAACCAAAUGAAGUAGGGUGUGUCGCCCUUUACAUCAGCGACGCUAGUACUGAAGUUAGUAAUGACUGGCUGGAUUGGUCUCUACGUCGUCGUAACUAUUCAGAUCAAAACUGGAGAUCUUACAGAAGCAAUCCAUGGUCUGAUACACCUAUGUCAGGAUCUUGGCUGGACAUUCGUGUAAAGAGAAGAGCCAAGCGGAACAUGUACACUGAACGAAGGUUACGAGUUAUAUGGGACGAAGACGGGCAGACAAUGGAGCAAGUAUAUAUUUAUACCCCCGACGAACCAGGGCUUUGGGUGGCAGAGAAAAUGCGGCCUGGAGAGCUUGAGUUGAUAUCAAGAGGAAUAGAUGUUUGGUAUCCUGACGAUCCACCUCGUCAUCCGGAAGUGAUUAAAAUACUUAAAUUGAAUCGGGACAUGAUGAUUAUCAAUCAUUGUUCCGAUUCUGGUAAUGAAGGAAUCUUCUCGCUUAUACUCAGACGUACUUCUACUAGAAUGGACCGGUCUGAGUGGUUCGACCUCCGACGGCAGUUCUAUUCAUUCGAUCUACCACCGAUGCACAGGCAUUCAGCUAUUUGUGCGGGAUGUAUUCAUUGUGGUUCAGUUCUGCUAAUGUUUUCACUUUACACUUUGAUUGUAUUGUUGCGUUCGAUAACAUCUCUGAAUUUUGUUACCUAGAUAUUUGUAUAGAAUAAAUUUUUAACUACAUCUAUAUUUAAAGAUGUUUAUCGGAACACUUAAUAUCUUAUAUAUUAGCAAGUCACAUUUUAAAAAUUCAUAAUCUGUGAUUGUCUCUGAAAACACAUAAAUAUAGCUAAACUCGCAUAUCAAAUAGACAGUAAGCCGCGUGCGUGCGUGUCAUUCCUUAUUUCCAUGAUUUACGAAGCAAGACAGAAGACAAUAGUUUCAUUCAUAAUUCGAAAUGCAACUUGAAAAAAAAACUAAAUAUAAUUAUGGGAAACAAACAUAAAUAAUUCGGUGAAUAUGUUAAUUAUUUUACUUUAACUGCGUAUAUUUGUUAAAUAUAACAUUGUGGAUGAGAAAUUGAUAAAAUAUAUUAAGUAUACAACGUUAUUUUCCAUCUGAAAUUUUCUUGUUUAUUUUAUGUAAUAAGCCAUAGAAUUACUUUAUUUAAAUUGUAAAUAAUGAAUGUCUAUUUAUAUUUUUGCGUGUCCAAUAAGAUAAAGUUAGGUAUACAAUUGAGAAGUUUGAAUUUAUGUAAUAUGGUAAAUUAUUGAAUGAUUUUUAAUUUAUUAAAAGUGAAAUUGUAAAUAACGAAAUUUCGUAGUAUAUAGAAUAAAUUGAUAUUUGAAGGCUGAAUUAAUAAUUGUAACAUAAUAAAAGUAU